Messenger RNA from Anoplopoma fimbria (sablefish), 3541 nucleotides. RefSeq names its product nucleobindin 2a (gene nucb2a). Lineage: Eukaryota; Metazoa; Chordata; Actinopteri; Perciformes; Anoplopomatidae. The transcript is spliced from 13 exons. Gene Ontology annotation, cellular component: extracellular exosome; endoplasmic reticulum-Golgi intermediate compartment. Gene Ontology annotation, molecular function: calcium ion binding. Bases 16 to 1614 code for a protein of 532 amino acids. The record is from RefSeq and is a predicted model, not a curated record.
UGACCACUGCGGUUAAUGCUACCGCGCACACAACCUAACGUGCUGACUAGCGAGCCAGCUAGCCGCCGACAGAGCUCCCAGCUGAGAGGAAGCAACGGGAAUAAAACCGAGCAGAUGAGGUCCACGAUUCAUAACACAAUGUGCUGGAGCCGGGCCCUUCACACCGGCUGGCUUGUGCUGCUGGUCCAGCUGCUUUGCUCAGAGGCAGUGCCCAUCAGCAUAGAUAAGAUAAAAGUCCAAGAGCCAGAGCAAAAAGCAGAAGAGCCUCCAGCUAGUGUGGACACAGGUCUCCACUACGACCGCUACCUCAGGGAAGUCAUUGAUUUUCUAGAGAAAGAUCAGCAUUUCAGAGAAAAGCUCCACAACACAGACAUGGAAGAUAUCAAGCAAGGUAAGCUGGCCAAAGAGCUGGACUUUGUCAGCCACCAUGUCAGAACAAAGCUUGAUGAGUUGAAGAGGCAGGAGGUAAACCGACUCCGAACUCUGAUUAAGGCCAAGCAAGACCUUGAAGGAGGGAAUGACAUGGCAGUGGACCACCAGGCUCUGCUGAAGCAGUUUGAGUACCUGAACCACAUGAACCCUCAUACAUUUGAAGUGGAUGACCUGGAUCGGCUCAUUAAAUCGGCCACUAAAGAUCUGGAAAACUUUGACAAAGAGAGACAUGAGGAGUUCAAGAAGUAUGAAAUGAUGAAGGAGCACGACAGAAAGGAACACCUGAAAAAUCUGGACGAGGACGAAAGAAAAAAAGAGGAGGAGCACUAUGAGGAGAUGAAGAAGAAGCACGCUGACCACCCUAAAGUCAACCACCCAGGUAGCCAGAAUCAACUGAAGGAGGUGUGGGAGGAAGCGGAUGGCUUGGACCCUGAAGAUUUUGACCCUAAGACCUUUUUCAACCUGCAUGAUACCAAUGGAGAUGGCUAUUUUGAUGAGCAGGAACUGGAAGCAUUGUUCACCAAAGAGCUAGAAAAAAUCUACGACCCCACCAACGAAGAGGACGAUAUGGUGGAGAUGGAGGAAGAGAGGCUACGUAUGAGAGAGCAUGUUAUGAAUGAGGUGGAUUCCAACAAAGACAGACUGGUUUCUUUAGACGAGUUUCUGGUCGCCACAAAGAAAAAGGAAUUCUUGGAACCAGACAGCUGGGAGACCCUGGAGCAGAACCAGGCGUACACAGACGAGGAGAUGAGAGAAUUUGAGGAGCAUCUAGUUCAGCAGGAACAGGACCUCAACGAGAAAGCUGUUGACCUUCAGAAACAGAGAGACGAGCUGGAGAGACAGCAGGAGCAGCUAAAUGCACAGAAAAUAGAGCUGCAACAGGCUGUUGAGCAUAUGGAAAGGCUGAAAUCACAAAACGUAGAACCCCCUCCAGAGGUUCAUGUUGAAGGAAAUGCUAUCCCAGAGAUGCAUGCAGUUGACGACCAGCUGCAUCCUGAACAUGAGGCCCAACCACAGGGGCAUGAACCCCAAGCUCCUCAAUAUACACCUCAGGAACACCAUGAACAACAACAACAACAACAACAUCAUCAAGACCUGGCCCAGCAAGGUCUCCCCCAGACACACCAGAAUCUGCCACCAGGCCACCAAGAAGCUGCACAGGGCCAGCAUAACAUGCCAUAACUAUGCUGUCAGAACUUGAACCUCCACAACCAGACUUUUGCAGCACCUCCACUCCGGCGUGCAGAGGAGCAGUUCCUCCUGAGUAUUAGGCCUUUUAAAAACCAGCAUGACUUCGGGGUUUGGAAGACACUUGAGAUGAAGAAGAGCAGAACUAAAGAAAUCCCUGCUGAUUGAUACCAGUGUUUUAUAAUAACUGUAAUCUUUGGAUUACAUUACGGAAUUACAAUAGUAAAAUUACAAACCAAGGACCUGCAUCCUAAAAUGUGCAUAAUUACAUUUCUCAAGGAGUGUUUGAUUACAUUAAAAAUGAUCCCGAUUGUUUGGUAAUACAAUUGUAAAAAAUAUAUAAUUUUGGUGAGCUUUCUUUACUUGCGGUCUUCUGUACAGAAACUAACAAUGAUAACAAUGCUACUGGCUCUACAAGUUAGAUAUGUACAGUGCAGCUGUUGAAGGGGCUAAGGUGUAAAAAGUAAUUUAAAUUGUAUCAUUUUGAGUUUGAUAUAUACAUACUCGACUAUUAAGUAACCCCUAAACAACUCAAAAAUGUACAUGUGUGACUUAAAAUGAAAUGUUUCACUGGGCUGUAUCAAACAUUUUAGGAAAUUAGUGCAAGAGACAUUUUAAAGAUUUUCUAUAAUAGCAUUUAAGAGCCUAAAAGAGCAAAAGAGGCACUAUAGCAGUUUAAAGCAGCAUCUUGAUGUCUUAACCAGAACCACUAAAUCCAAGACCUUUUGAUUAUGUCAACACAAUCCUCAAGGGUCUGGUGAGCUCUUUCUAGAAACUUAUUUUAUUUCGAUUAUCUCAACCAGCCAAUGUCACAAAAUAUUCCUAUCUUUCAAUCAGAAACCCCCUCAUGAAGCCAGACUGCUCAGAGUCCUUACAUUGUCCAGACCUAGCAACACUUUUGCUCCUCUUCAUGUUGAUUCUGGUGGCUUUCAUAACUUGUCAACUGUUUGCCUACCUUGAAACUUCCUGUCAUGUGUGUACUCCGAUUUUACAGAGUUUUCUCAACUAUAGGAAAUCCGUCCUCAGCCUAAAAAGGCAUCGGGUACAGGUCUACAGAAACUGCACACUGCAGCUGCUCUCCGCUGACUUUAAUGUCAAAAUAAAUAAAGGUGCUAGGUUCUUCAAAUAAAGAUUGGUGUGGAACAUCUCUCCAUUCAACUAAUAUUUCCCCUGCUACAGUACAGCCCAAACUCCUGCAGAUGCUCACACAGAAGGUUCAGGUUACUUACAGUAUGUUGGACCUCUGAAAUAUUUAUGUUUAUACAUGAGUUGCUAGUGAUUUUUAAUUCGUUUUAGAUUUUUUCUGAUUGCAGGCUUUUAUUCCGGUGUCUUUUAUCUCAAUUUUCAAAAUAUUUUUGGAGCAACUGCUGGAUUUAUAUCAGAAAAAGUGCAAAUCUCUAAUUUGGUCUGUGAGAGCUGAGUCUGAUAUUACCACUGUCUUUAUUUUCUGAUUAUAUUGUCUGUCAAAAAGUGAUGAAAACCUUUUGAAUUUGCAUUCAGUUUACAUCAGUGUGUUUGGCACCAGAUGUGUAUUACUUGGUCCUAGUUUGACAAACACAACAUGGCAUAUUUUCCGCACAAAUUACCAGUUUGGUGUCCUUGCUGUGCUAUUGAGGUGUCUUUUUUCAGGUAACGCUGUGUUUUUUUCUAGCUGGCAGACUGUGGCCAUGGCAGUUUCAUUUUCAUCCAGUGAGAUAACAGGUCUGCAAUAUUGUGGUUUUAUUUUCUUCAAAAUCCAGAUAAGAAAUAUUUUAUUUUGUUUUAUGCCGUUUUAUUUGGUUUUUGUGUCCUAAGUGUUCCUUAGAGACAAGACUGCAUCAUAAUUUGCACAAAAUGUACAGAUUGUGUUUUCUGCGGGACUCAUUUUGACCAUACUGUACACCACCUCAGUUCAAGAUAAUAAAAAUUGUAUGACCGUUCA